Messenger RNA from Globicephala melas (long-finned pilot whale), 3210 nucleotides. It is a transcript of the gene ZNF350, whose product is annotated as zinc finger protein 350. NCBI's taxonomy places the organism in Eukaryota, Metazoa, Chordata, Mammalia, Artiodactyla, Delphinidae. The record is from RefSeq and is a predicted model, not a curated record. Gene Ontology annotation, molecular function: RNA polymerase II cis-regulatory region sequence-specific DNA binding; DNA-binding transcription factor activity, RNA polymerase II-specific. Gene Ontology annotation, biological process: regulation of transcription by RNA polymerase II.
CCGUAGAAGGAGCCGGACAGGUCUAUACGUCAAAGCAGUUCACAGAAGUACGACGUUUAGGCUCCUUGUAGGUUGGGGAAAUCAGGUCAUGCUGCGCGGCAUGUGGGAUCUUAGUUCCCCGACCAGGGAUCAAAUCCAUGCCCCCUGCAGUGGAAGCACGGAGUCCUAACCACUGGACCACCAGGGAAUUCCCUGCUCUAGCAAAUUAAUCAACCCAAGGAGGGGGGUCAUUGGAACCUGCCAUCUGUGGCUGGUUGCUUAGAAGUACACGUGACAAUCUGGACUUGUGUUUGCACAUGAAGUAGGAGGUAAAAGCCAGUCUCAUAGGACUGAGCCUUCAACCGGUGGGAUAUGAUAUUAUCUCCAGGUACAUAGCGACCGAAUUGAGAUAAACUGUCGGACACCCAGCCAGUGUUGUAGCAUUGCUUGGUGGUGUGUUCAAAAAACCCACAUAUUCAAAUUGGUGUCAGAAUCGUACCUUCUUCUGGAUGAGUUUCUUGUUAUUACGUUUCCCUCUUCUGGUAGCACUGCAAAUUAUGUACUUUAAGAAAAUUAUUAGUGUUCAUUACGACACUAGAGAUUACACAUCACAUGUAAUUAUUCUUUGUCAAAUUCUUACGUUAAUUAGUACUUCUGCACUUUCCUCUGACAAUACAGUAGUCUUAGAGCACCUCAACUUCAUUUCCCACCUUCUAAUUUAUGCACUGUUAUUUUGUAUUUUAGUUUUUUAUGUAUUUAAAACCUCCUAAGAUAUUACCAUUAUUGCUUACAAGACAUUGCUUCUGGUUUGCCCAGUACAUUGGUUUUUAAACUGAAGUGUGUGUACUCACAGGGUGUAUAAAAACGCUUGAGGAGGUUCCUGAGCGCACACGGUUUAAAGGAAAGCAGUGCCCAGCGCCUCUCCUCCCAUACGGUCCCUUUUGUAUAAUUGAGCUGCCUGAGAGUCUCCUGCUCCUGAGGCCUGCUGCUGGGAUGAUUCUCUUUUCCCUCAUUCCCUCUGACAGUCACCGCACUUCAACUUCACGAAAUAAAGGAAUACCCCCACCACAGUCAGAAUCUUAGGCUUUUUGGGCAGAGGAAUAAAGUCGUCUGGGGCAACAGUCUUCUGGGGACACUCAGCAAUGCUGUGGACAUUGGGCUAAGGUGAGCGCCCAGAAGCAGCGUUAGCAUCUGAGCCCAGAAGAAAUGUACCCUCAGUUUGAAUUUUCUCCUCAACCCACAGGUCCUGACUCUCUAGGAGCAAAAGAAUCAGUAGAAGGAGGAAGAAGUUACAGGAUUUGGUAUCAGCAUUUCUUGGGACACACUUGAUUGAAGACAGAACAGAAUUUAGAGCAGAUCCAGAAGACACAGCGACAGAACCUCCCUGUUGCCAGCUGUUUUCAGAAAACCGAAGAAAAUGAUCAAGGCCCAGGAGACCCUGACAUUUGACGAUGUGGCCGUGGACUUCACGUGGGAGGAGUGGCAGUUCCUGGCCCCUCCUCAGAAGGACCUGUACCGGGACGUGAUGCUGGAGAACUAUAGCAACCUGUUGUCUGUGGGUUAUCAAGCCAGCAAACUAGACAUACUCUCCAAGUUGGAUCAAGGAGAACCAUGGACGAUGGAAGAUGAAAUCCACUGUCGAACCCAUUCAGAAGUCUGGAAAGUUGAUAAUCACCUGCUGGAGCACUUACAAAAUGAGAGCAUGGAGAAGAGACUAGAACAAUGGCAUGAACAGAACCCACUGGAAUAUUCUGUUCAUCGGAGCAGAACUCAUUUUCUGUUCAGGCAAAAUCAUGGUAUGUUUGACUUACAUGGAAAAAGUAUGAAAUCAAAUUUAACUUUACUUUCCGAGAGCAGGAGCUAUGAAAUAAAGAGCCCUGCUGAGUUUACUGGAGAAGUCAGAUCCUGUCUCCAUGCUGACAAUGAACGGUUUCAUACUGAAAUUAAAUUCCCCAAAAGCCAAAAACUCAUCAGUACUAAUUCCCAAUUCAUCAAGCAUCAGAAGACUCAAAAAAUAAAGAAAUCUCAUGUAUGUGGUGAAUGUGGGAAAGCUUUCAUCAAAAAGUCUUGGCUCACUGAUCACCAGAAUCUUCAUACAGGAGAGAAGCCCCAUCGAUGUAAUCUAUGUGGGAAAGCCUUCUUCAGAAAGUUCAAGCUCACUGAACAUCAGAGAACGCAUACAGGAGAGAAACCUUAUGAAUGCAAUGAAUGUGGCAAAGCCUUCCUCAAGAAAUCAGGGCUCAGUGUCCAUCAGAAAACCCAUACUGGGGAGAAACCAUUUAUAUGCAGUGAAUGUGGAAAGGGCUUCAUCCAGAAGGGAAAUCUUAUGGUGCAUCAACGGAUUCACACAGGCGAGAAACCUUAUAUAUGCAAUGAAUGUGGAAAAGGCUUCAGCCAAAAGACGUGCCUCACAGCACACCAGAGAUUUCACACAGGAACGACUCCCUUUGUGUGUGGGGAAUGUGGAAAAACCCUUUCCCAGAAGACAGGUCUCAUUAAACACCAAAGGACUCACACAGGAGAGAAACCCUUUGAAUGCAGCGAUUGUGGGAAAGGCUUUAUCGAGAAGCCGCAGCUCGUUAUCCAUCAGAGAAUCCAUACAGGGGAGAAACCCUAUAGAUGUAGUGAAUGUGGGAAAUCAUUCAGAGGGAAGUCAGUCCUCAAUAAACAUCAGAAAACUCACUCAGUCAAGGUGGAAAAUCCUCCCUCAGAGGGUCACAGGUCCUCACAGAGUAGUGUUGUCCUCCAAGAGAAAAACCUGAAUACAGUGACAAUGCAAGUACCUUCUGUGGUCCCUCAGACAUCAGUCAACAUCAGUGGGCUCCUAGCAAACAGGAAUGUAGUCAUAGUGGGACAGCCUGUGACCAGAUGUGCACCCGCAGGAGAAAGCAGAGGGUUGGCACAGGAGAGAACCCUUAUGAAUGCAGUGAAUGUGGUUGUGCCUUCAGUGGUCAAUUAUAUUUUAUUUUAUGUCACAGAAAACCAGUAGGGAAAAAAUUAAGACAUUCUCUGAGGAAAAGGGUUGAGUGAAAAUUUCUAGUUCAUAUGGUGGCUGAAAAGUAUACACUGAGAGAAACUGUAUAAAUGCUGAGACUGGGAGCACGUGACCUACUCAUCCAAUUACAUAUAUGCCUUGAUACAGAGGCAUAAUCUGAUGUUAACCCAAACACACAAACGUCAGUUGCUCUGUUGUGUCAGUUAAAUAAAUGAAGGAAGCCUGUGUUCAACUAA